Messenger RNA from Hippocampus comes (tiger tail seahorse), 1896 nucleotides. Its product is annotated as E3 ubiquitin-protein ligase TRIM39. Gene Ontology annotation, molecular function: protein binding. The transcript is spliced from 9 exons. Bases 449 to 1849 code for a protein of 466 amino acids. NCBI's taxonomy places the organism in Eukaryota, Metazoa, Chordata, Actinopteri, Syngnathiformes, Syngnathidae. The record is from RefSeq and is a predicted model, not a curated record.
GACAAACCCUAUAUUUAAAAAAACAAUAAAAACAUUGGCAUGAUGGUUGGUUUUACACACAGACACGCACGCACGCACAUAAACGAACUUCUGAUUCUGUAAGGCUCAGUCACGUUGGCCAAGUCCAGCCACUGUAAACUCACAUUGUGCGUCACACUCGGUGAUCGCCAAGGCUUUAUUGUCUCAGCUGUAAAAGAUCGUUCCUUGCCAUGCAUGUGUGUGCGUGUGUGUGUCUGUGUGUGAAGGUGGCAUGCGGCUUCAAGGUAGCCAGGCAAGUGUUAAUAAAUCAAGGGUCCAAAGAUCAGGAGACACUCCAUCAAAACGACAAGACAGGCAGCAGAGGUCAACCAGUUGUCAUCUGCAGCUGCUGAGCUUCACCGCCGUUUACUCCGACUACAGCUAGCUAGCUAGCUAGCCGCUCGCUUUCCCGAGGAGCCACGAGACGUCGAUGGAGAUGAAGAGCAUUUUGAAAUCGGACAGAAAGAACGUCUCGCUGCUGAAGGCGCAAGAGCACAGCACCAAGCAGAGCAGCUCCAUCGGGGCCCUGCGCUGGUGCUUGCCCGAGGAGGACAUCCAGGCCCACAACUCGGCCCCCAGCAGGCCCGUCGCCAGCGGCAAACUCACCGGACACUCGCACACGCAGCAGCAGCCUCGCCAGAGUAGCCUGAAGGAUCUGCGCAGCCUGCAGGAGUGCGUGCAGUUCCUCCAACACUGGAAGGAGCAAGUGGACCAGGUUUGCAAGCGUGCCGUUUCCGUUCCGGAGCCGACGACCAGCAACGCCGCGAAGUCCGACUCGCGGACCGAGCGCAGUCUGGAGGAGAGCCGUAAACUCAUCUUGGAAUGGGCCAACGAACUUCGUCACGUGGACAAAGUCCGUCCUCGCACCGCCAACCUGAUGGGCGACGUCUCGCAAGAGAAGCCUCACGCGUUGACUCAGGUCGUGGAGGGCAAGCCCUGCUCACCUGAGGCUGAAGAACCCAACAAGGACUUAGACGCCAACGAGGACGCACAACUGAGGGUGAUGGAGUGGGCCAAGGAGGUACAGAAGGUCUCCGAGAGCUGCGGGGUGCACAGCGACGAGCUGGGCAAAGUGCUGCGCCUGCUGGGCCUCAAGAAGAAGCGACUGGUCAGCCUGCUGCCCCUGCUGGAGUUCAUCACCUGGUCGCUCCUCAUGGAGGACAGCGUGGGGACAAUCCCGCAGUUAUGGUUGCCGGUAAAGCAGCGCACGUGGAAAGCGGGGACGUCCCGAUACAUCCCCAACUCGGUUUGGAGUUGGAUUUGCAGCGCAGAAGCCGAUGUGAUUCUGGACCCGAUGACCAACCACCCGUGGCUGACCCUGUCCGAGGACCGGCGGCAAGUCCAGGAGGGCCUGUCGCAGGCCGACUUGCCGUACAGCUCGCAGCGCUUCGACGGCUGGCCCUGCGUGUUGGCCUGGGAGGGCUACGGCCGCGGGCGCCACUACUGGGAGGUGGACAUCGCCAACGACGGCUACUGGCGCGUGGGGCUGGCCGGCGUCCGCUCCAAACGGAGCGGCCGCUUCCCCAUGUGCCCCAAGACGGGCUACUGGUGCCUGUGGCGCGGGACGCACCAGUUCUACGCCUGCACUAAGCCCGAGACGGCGCUGCCCGCCGGCCUGGUGCCGCGGCGGCUGGGCGUCUACCUGGACUGCGAGGAGGGCCAGGUUUCUUUCUACAACGCUCAGAGCAAGACGCACAUCUACACCUUCACCACGGACUUCAAAGGCAAGGUCUACCCGCUCUUCGCGCCGCUCGACGGCCGCACUCUCAUGACCGUCGUGCCGCCGCGGGCCACCCGGAGCCCCGCUUCCGCCGCUCUUUGGGUCGCUUGAGACGGCUUCUUUUUGGCCUCCAAACGACCGCCACGAGCGGCUGUUUC